Molecule: messenger RNA, 909 nt
Organism: Acanthosepion pharaonis
Lineage: Eukaryota; Metazoa; Mollusca; Cephalopoda; Sepiida; Sepiidae
Source: the annotation of a GenBank genome assembly
AUGUCCGGUGAACCUCAGAAAGGAAAGUUAACAAUACGAAGAGGAUUCCGGUACUCUCUCUCUCUCUCUCUCUCUCUCUCUCUCUCUCUCUCUCUCUCUCUCUCUCUCUCUCUGGCCUCUUGUAUUGCCGUUCCACCUCUGUCUUUUUCUUUUCCUUUCGUUCGGUAUGUUACAUCAGCUUGUGAUGUGCUUUGCAGUUUCGUUCCUCUAUCCAUAAAUGCAUUUGCUGUUUAUUUAUGGAGGGGGAUGAUUAUCAUAAAAACAAUUGGCCGAGGACUUUUAUUUUCAGUUUUACUUUCGAAAAGUCAUGAGAUUCUCUCUCCCUGUAAUUUGUCCGAUCCUCAAAUAUCUUAUCUAGGGUCUCAGUGCCCAGCCUUCCACAACGAGGGAGGAGGGGGUGGAAUCUUUUCGUUUAUUUCAUCUAAGAAUAUCUACUUCCGCCUUCUCCCCUCCGCCACUUUCUCCUCCUCCUCUCCUUCCCUUUACUUCCUCCAUCCCCAGUCGCGUCAUCACUCGGCUUCAGGACGUAAAAUGCGAUCAGCGCCCGACCAAGCAAAAGUUGUUUUAUUUCUCUUCUCUUUAUUUCUCUCUCCUUCGCUCCUUCUUUCUCUCUCCCUCCUUCUCUCUCCCUCCUUCUCUCUCUCUCUCUCUUUUCACCUCUCUAUCUCUAUCUCUACUGAUAAUAUAUACCUCUCUUUCUCUUUCUCUUUCUCUCCUGCACUCACAAACACACUUACUCUAUUUCUCCUUCCCCAUCGCAAAUCGAUAUCUUUUAUAUUAAUGUUUCUUUCUCUUAUUCUUUUUCCUUCUCUUUCUCUCUCUCUCUCUCUCCCUCUCUAUCAAUCUUAUAUUAUUUCCUUCUUUCAAAUCAUUUAUAUUUAUUUUCUUUUAUCUUUUUUCUUUCUCUAG